AUGCAUGCCUCCGCCACUGGACCGCGCAAGGACCUCGACUGGCCCAUAGGUGCUCUCAUUAACCAGGCGUGCCACGCCUGCACGGCCAUGGCGUGGGAGGCGCGCGGAGACGAGAUGGCGGCCGCGUACCUCUCCGAGGAGGAGGGGCAGAUGAUCAAGAACACCCUGGCUGCGAAGGGGGAGGCGGAGCUUCAGAAAGUGGCCGCGAGGCUGGACAAGGCUGGAGUGCCCUACAAGCUGUGGGUGGAGCAGCCCGAGGACGUGCCAGUCUGCAUCGCCACGUGGCCCAGGAGGCGCAGCGAGCUCAAGAAGCCCACCAAGGGCCUCUCGCGCUUCUGA
Messenger RNA from Prorocentrum cordatum, 339 nucleotides. Lineage: Eukaryota; Dinophyceae; Prorocentrales; Prorocentraceae. The record is from the annotation of a GenBank genome assembly.